This is a messenger RNA of Rotaria sp. Silwood1, 660 nucleotides long. Lineage: Eukaryota; Metazoa; Rotifera; Eurotatoria; Philodinida; Philodinidae. The record is from the annotation of a GenBank genome assembly.
AUGCCAAUUGACAAUUAUGUUAAAAAAAAAAAUAUUAGUAUACCUCCUGAUGAUAAAAGAAUGAUUACUAUUGCAAGUUCGAAAUACUGUGCGUUUGACAUGCGUUGUUUGAAUACUGUUAAUGGUGAAGGUUUUAAACAAUUAUAUCAGGCACUAAUUGAUUCGGGUUAUAAAUAUGGUUUAGCUAAAUUAAGUAAACCAUCUGUUGAAGUAUUAUUCCCUGAUUGUACAAAUAUGUCACGUAAUUUAAAAGAAGUUAAAUUAAUUGAAAUAAGUACUGAUUAUUGGAGAAAUUCUUAUACAAAUGAGAAUUUUUUAACGAUAAACAUUCAUUAUACAAAAAGUGAUAAUCCUGUAACAUAUAUGUUAAAAACUCUUUAUUUCUCAGGAACUAAAAGUGGUGAAAAUACAAUUCGAAUUAUUAAAUCGGUAUUGAGAUCAUAUGGUUUAGAUCAAGAUGGUAAACAUGUUAUAUAUUUAACAGAUAAUGCAUCAAACUUCAUUUCAGGAUUAAAAGACGAAGAUGUAAUGAUGGAAUUUGCUCAAGAAAAUCAACCUGAUUCAAAUGACGAAGAAGAAGAUGAUGAAGUUGAUCGUUAUGUUAAAUCAAAACUAAUAAUCAAUCAUGAAGAAUCUGUAUUAAACUGGUGGAAAAAAUGA